AUGGGUGUGACAGCCGUCCCCUUUAUGGAUGAGGAGACCGAGGCUCAGAGAGGUGGCCCGACUGACCGAGGCCACCUGCCCUUUCUCUCCUGCCAGGAGGGAGGGAUCGAGUUCUCUGAGUUCAUCCAGGCGCUGUCGGUGACCUCAAGGGGACCCUGGGACGAGAAGCUGCGGUGGGCCUUCAAGCUCUACGACCUGGAUAACGACGGCUACAUCACCAGGACCGAGAUGCUGGACAUAGUGGACGCCAUUUACCAGAUGGUGGGGAACACCGUGGAGCUCCCGGAGGAGGAGAACACCCCCGAGAAGAGGGUGGACCGGAUCUUCGCCAUGAUGGACAAGAACGCCGACGGGAAGCUGACGCUGCAGGAGUUCCAGGAGGGGUCCAAGGCCGACCCCUCUAUCGUGCAGGCGCUGUCCCUCUACGACGGGCUGGUAUAGUCCACGCCCAGAGCUGGGCUUUCUGUGAAAAUAUCUG
This is a messenger RNA of Myotis lucifugus (little brown bat), 478 nucleotides long. RefSeq names its product neuronal calcium sensor 1 (gene NCS1). The record is from RefSeq and is a predicted model, not a curated record. Gene Ontology annotation, molecular function: calcium ion binding; calcium sensitive guanylate cyclase activator activity. NCBI's taxonomy places the organism in Eukaryota, Metazoa, Chordata, Mammalia, Chiroptera, Vespertilionidae.